UUCAAUGUCAAGAAUGAAGAUAAAAUACGUAUCUAUUGCUUUCCACUAUCUCAGCGUCAAAUUCUCUUCAUGUCUUUCUCUUUCCACAUUAUAAAAACAGCUCAUUAUUUCAGUCGUACUGACCAUAUUGAACAGGUGUUCUUCCCUCCAUUUCUUCUUCAAUCCCACCAAAUAAAAUACUCCAUUGAUUUGAAUCAUUCCAUUAAACUACAAACUAAUUCCCCUUAAUAAAAAUGGAACCAAGUACAACAAUCAAAGGAAGUUCUCCAUUAAGAAAAUCAUUCACCAAAGAAUCUCCUCCUCUUUCUACUUCAACCUUUUCAUCACCUUCUAACAACAAUAAGAACAAAAAGAAGCUUCCAGAACUACAAGAAGAACGUUUGGGUUUACUUCAAAAUCGUAACGACCCAAUGUCUCAAUCAUUCAGUUCUGAUUUCUCCAUUAAAAUUGAAGCUCCUUCUUCAUCAUCAAUGGCGGAAAAGGGAGAUUGUCCUCCUAUGUUACGUGGGUCUAGCUAUGAUUUUCAAAAUGACGUUUCUACUAAAACCCAGAAAAAUAAAUCCAUUGAGAAAACUUCUGAUGAUGAUUCUUCAUCUGAGGAGUUUGAUUUUCCAAAAAGUGAACUAGAUUUGGAAAAUCAGGGUUUACCACCAGUAAGUGAAAGUCCAAAUGAGUAUGGAAAAAUCACACCAAAAAAUAAUCAGUUUCAUAAAGUUUCAUUUAAAGAAACUGAAUUAGUUCAUAGAAGAACUAGCGAUGAAAAUCGUCAAGGAAUUGGAGUUGGUGUAAGCGGAAGAGAAGAUCAAGUUCUUCGUUGUAGCUCAAACGCAUCGUUUCAGCAAAAGAAAUCUGGGUUAAUGAGGAUGAAGACAAAAUCCAGACUAAUGGAUCCACCCGAAGAGGAAAAUAAAAGAUCCGGGAGGUUAAAUCGAUCCGGGUUAACUGGUAAAAGUGAAGAAAUCGAAGAAGAUGACCCGUUUGAUGAAGAUUUUCCUGAGGAAUUUAAGAGAGGUAAAUUAAGUAUAUUCACAGUAUUACAAUGGGUUAGUUUAAUUUUAAUUGUUGCUGCUUUAAUUUGUAGUCUUGUAAUUAGGGUUUUAAGGGAAAAAUCAAUUUGGGAUAUGCAAUUAUGGAAAUGGGAAGUUAUGGGUUUAGUUCUAAUUUGUGGUGGGUUAGUAUCUGGUUGGUUAAUUAGGAUUGUUGUAUUCUUUAUUGAGAGAAAUUUCUUGCUUAGAAAAAGGGUUUUGUAUUUUGUUUAUGGAUUAAGAAGUUCAGUACAGAAAUUUUUAUGGUUAGGAUGGGUUUUACUAGCUUGGAUUUUGAUAUUAGAUAAAAAAGUUGAGAAAGAAACUCAAAGUAAAGUAUUACCUUAUGUAACCAAGAUUUUGAUCUGUUUUAUGGUGGCUACAUUGAUGUGGUUGAUUAAGACAUUGCUUCUUAAGGUAUUAGCUAUGAAUUUCCAUGUUAGCGCAUUUUUUGAUCGAAUUCAAGAUGCGUUAUUUAAUCAGUAUGUGAUUGAGACACUAUCCGGAGCGCCUUACCUUGAAAUUCAGAGUAAUCAGGAGGAGGAGGAACGGGUUGCUUCUGAGGUUCAGAAGCUUCAGAAUGCUGGGGUGUAUAUCCCUCCUGAUCUUAGGGAGAAUUGUUUUCCGAAUGAAGGGAAGAAUGUGGGUAGUGCUAGGUCGAAUACGAGUGUGUUGCAAAGGAGUCCUCGUAUUGGGAAGAGUCCUAGGAGUUCGGUGAUUGGGAAGAGUCCUAGGGCGCCUUCGAAUUCUAGGAGGGAAGAGAAGGAAGAGGAGAACGAGGGGAUUAGUAUUGAUCAUUUGCAUAGAUGGAAUCAGAAGAAUGUGUCGGCUUGGAAUAUGAAGAGGUUGAUGAAUAUUGUGCGAAAAGGGGUUUUGUCUACGCUUGAUGAGCAGCUUGAUCCACGUAUUGAGGAGGACUCGGCAUUGCAGAUUCGUAGCGAGAAGGAAGCAAAAGCUGCUGCCAAGAGGUUAUUCACUAAUGUGGCGUCGCCCGGCUCAAAAUAUAUACAAUUAGCGGAUUUGAUGCGCUUUCUAAGAGAAGACGAAGCAAACAGGACCAUAAGAUUGUUUGAAGGAGCUGUUGAUGGUAAAGGAAUCAGCAAGCGGGCACUUAAAAACUGGGUGGUUAACGUGUUCAGGGAAAGGCGGGCCCUUGCACUUUCGCUCAAUGACACAAAGACGGCUGUGAACAAGCUUCACCAUCUGGUGAACAUUAUUGUUGGUAUUGCUGUGGUGGUCGUCUGGCUUCUAAUCUUGGGUGUUCCCGUUACUCACUUCCUGGUCUUUGUGAGCUCCCAAGUUGUUGUACUGGCUUUUAUGUUUGGUAACACCUGCAAAACAACGUUUGAAGCUAUCAUCUUUCUUUUCGUUAUGCAUCCAUUCGAUGUGGGUGAUCGUUGUGAAAUCGAGGGAGUUCAGAUGAUUGUAGAGGAGAUGAAUAUAUUGACUACCGUAUUUCUGAGAUACGACAAUCAGAAAAUUAUUUACCCUAAUAGUGUGCUAGCUACCAAACCUAUCAGCAACUAUUAUAGAAGUCCCGAUAUGGGAGAUGCCAUUGAUUUUUGCGUCCAUGUCUCAACUCCCGUGGAAAAGUUAUCGCUGAUGAAGGAAAGAAUAACAAGGUACAUUGACAACAAGUCAGAUCACUGGUACCCAGCCCCGAUGAUAGUGAUGAGGGAUGUCGAGGACUUGAACAGACUAAAGUUUUCCUUGUGGGUAUCACACAGAAUGAACCAUCAGGACAUGGGAGAAAGGUGGGUGAGGAGAUCCACUCUCGUCGAGGAGAUGAUCAAAAUUUUCAAAGAACUCGACAUUGAAUAUCGCAUGUUGCCCAUGGAUGUCAAUGUCAGAAACAUGCCGCCUCUCGUUUCUGAUAGACUUCCUUCCAACUGGACUGCUUGUGCAAGAUGAUCAUCUUUUUAAAACAAUUCUGUUGUGUUGGGGCAGAACAUGCUUGUGCAUUUGCUACAACAUUGAGGUUCAAGGUUAUGAACGUAUCGUAGGUGAAUUCAUUGGAGUAGAUGAUCUAUUGGGCCUUUUUACGCGUCUUAAAACUGAUCUAUUGGUUCAUGAAAUCAACUCUAAUCUUUUGGAAGUAAAGCAUGGGCAUUGUUGUUGAUGACACCAAGUGUACUUGUGAGAAGUAAAAACCGGCUUGAGUUCAGAUAGUUUGUAUUACGAGACUGUGGUUCUAAUGAUUAGUCAAAUAUUACUCCGUCCCACUUAAUAUGCUGCAUGUGCAAUUUUGAAUGUGAGAGUUUGAAACAAGUGUAGCAAAAGGAGUUGGAUAGAGGGAGUAGUGAGUAUUAGCUGUGGUUUGUUUGUUAUGGACCGAUGAGGUUAUGAUAGUGUUGGGAGUGGGAUUCUCUUAGCUGAGCAUCUCCAUAUUGAUGUUAAUGUGUAAAUUAUCCUAUAAAUUUUGUGGUUUGAUCUCUAAUAAUCAUUGUUAUAUUCUUUAAAUUUUCAAAUUAUUAUACUGUCUAAUUUUUUAAGUGAAGGUAAACUCAUUUACUAAUUAAAAGCAAAAUUCGCAAAAAAUAGCAUCAACAAUUCAAGACGAACAGCUAAGCCUUAUCACAGGGACGAAUAGUUG
Molecule: messenger RNA, 3618 nt
Organism: Amaranthus tricolor (Joseph's coat)
Lineage: Eukaryota; Viridiplantae; Streptophyta; Magnoliopsida; Caryophyllales; Amaranthaceae
Product: mechanosensitive ion channel protein 6-like
Exons: 5
Coding region: 234-2936 (900 amino acids)
Biological process (GO): monoatomic anion transport; transmembrane transport
Cellular component (GO): plasma membrane
Molecular function (GO): mechanosensitive monoatomic ion channel activity
Source: RefSeq, a predicted model, not a curated record